Choloepus didactylus (southern two-toed sloth) is the source of this 2008-nucleotide messenger RNA. RefSeq names its product general transcription factor IIH subunit 3 (gene GTF2H3). The transcript has 13 exons. Bases 258 to 1064 code for a protein of 268 amino acids. Gene Ontology annotation, biological process: nucleotide-excision repair; regulation of DNA-templated transcription. The record is from RefSeq and is a predicted model, not a curated record. Gene Ontology annotation, cellular component: transcription factor TFIIH holo complex; transcription factor TFIIH core complex. NCBI's taxonomy places the organism in Eukaryota, Metazoa, Chordata, Mammalia, Pilosa, Megalonychidae.
UAGGCGUUGCUAAUGUGUGCAUUCAUUUACUCAUCCAUUCAUUAAAUAUUUAUGGAGCGCCUACUGUGUGUCAGGCGUUAUUUAAUGUGCUGAAGACACCGGAGAGAACAUGACAGACAAGAUCUUCUACCCUCGUGGAGUUUACUGAGGAUGAAUUGAAUCUUCUAGUUAUCAUAGUUGAUACCAACCCAAUUUGGUGGGGAAAACAAGCAUUGAAGGAAUCUCAGUUUACUCUGUCAAAAUGCAUAGAUGCUGUUAUGGUGCUGGGGAAUUCCCAUUUAUUCAUGAAUCGUUCCAACAAACUCGCUGUGAUAGCAAGUCACAUUCAAGAAAGUCGAUUCUUGUAUCCUGGAAAGAAUGGCCGACUGGGAGACUUCUUUGGAGACCCUUGCAACCCUUCUUCUGAGUUUAAUCCCUCAGGGAGUAAAGACGGAAAAUACGAGCUGUUAACAGCAGCAAAUGAAAUUAUUGCUGAAGAGAUUAAAGAUCUAAUGACCAAUAGUGACAUAAAAGGUCAAAAUACAGAGACUCUGCUGGCAGGGUCCCUUGCCAAAGCCCUUUGCUACAUUCAUAGAAUGAACAAGGAAGUAAAAGAUAAUCAGGAAAUGAAGUCAAGGAUAUUGGUCAUUAAGGCUGCAGAAGACAGUGCAUUGCAGUAUAUGAACUUCAUGAAUGUAAUUUUUGCAGCACAGAAACAGAAUAUUUUGAUUGAUGCCUGUGUUUUAGACUCUGAUUCAGGACUCCUCCAACAGGCUUGUGACAUCACAGGGGGGCUGUACUUGAAGGUGCCUCAGAUGCCAUCCCUCCUGCAAUAUUUACUGUGGGUUUUCCUUCCUGAUCAUGAUCAGAGAUCUCAGCUAAUCCUGCCGCCCCCAAUUCAUGUAGACUACAGGGCCGCGUGCUUCUGUCAUCGCAGUCUCAUUGAAAUCGGCUAUGUCUGUUCUGUGUGUUUGUCAAUAUUCUGCAAUUUCAGCCCUAUCUGCACUACCUGCGAGACAGCCUUUAAGAUUUCUCUGCCUCCUGUACUGAAGGCCAAGAAAAAGAAACUGAAAGUGUCUGCAUGAUAGUAAAAUGUUGCCAUCUUUUAGAGCUAUUAAUAGAAAUUAUAUGGAGAAAACUUUGUUGGAGAGGCCCUGGAAAAACUACAGAUAUAUAGAACAUUAUUUUUCAUGUAGUUAUUUUCUUACAGGAAAUAUUUCCAAAACAGCUCUCAUCUUGCACUUUUAGGGGACUGAUUUAUUUGAGGGAGUCAGUCAUGCUAUGCAAUAUAUUUUUAAAUCUUUUCCGAUUGGCUUUUGACCAGAAAGGGGGAAGAAAGCACAAAUUUGUGAUUUUUUUUUUUUAAUGGAAUGAUCAUCUGUCAAAGUCAGACUGUUAUAACUGAUCAUAGGCUUUACAGUGUAUUGGCUAAAUCUGGGUCCUUACUGUGAAGUGUAUGAUAGGUGAAAUCUGAGCACAGUUUUGGAAGAAAUGUAGACAUGGUUAUUUAUGGAUUAAUGGCAUCAGUCCAGCUAGAAUAUCUUAUCUGAACCAACAGUUGAUGUCAACAAUAGUUAUGUAAAUAAAACACUUACUGUCUAAAAUUGUUUUAAUCAACUUUAGAUAUUAGCAAAUAUUUAUUUUUUUGCCUACCAAUACAUUUUUGGACAAAGUUAUCCAAAUAAUAAUAGUUUGUCACUGAAUAACUACAAAAUCUGAUUUUCAAAGUACAAGAAGAGUGAGUACAGUAUCCUAGUAGAAAAAUUUUCUUCAGAAACAGUUGUUAAGAGCUUAUUUCUGAAAGCUGAUGUCUUAGUUCUUAGGGAAAAGGUUUUGGGGAAAACAGGCUCUCUUUUAAAGAGAUUGUGUAGUAUCUCCAGAUAGAAUUUUUUCUUUUUUAAUGAAAAAAAAAAUAGCAUUAAUGGAGAACUGUUCUCUAGAAGCUUUGGACUGAAUACAGAAAACUUCUAUAAGGUCAAAAGAAAAAUGAUUUGUAAUUUUCAACAAUAAAAAUUAUUUUCCUAUGUAA